Caenorhabditis sp. 36 PRJEB53466 is the source of this 4354-nucleotide messenger RNA. The record is from the annotation of a GenBank genome assembly. NCBI's taxonomy places the organism in Eukaryota, Metazoa, Nematoda, Chromadorea, Rhabditida, Rhabditidae.
AUGGAUGAAUUGAACGCUUGCACAGAAUGCGGAUUCACGACUACUGUAUUUUCCGAGUUUCAAGGACACAUAGGUAACCAACCUGUUCGGAGAUACAUUCAUGCCAAUUCGUUCGAAACAUUCGCCUCCUCGCUUUGUCCAUCUUUUUUGCAUCUCAGAAGACAAACCCGUAAAAUUUCGGAUCGGUAGCGGUGUGGGCUUCAUCCCAUUAACCGGUCGUUUCUAUUUCAAUGCCAUUUCCUCCCUAUUUUGCAACAUUGGCCACUCUGAUAUUGUUCCAUUUUGUAGAGAAACACGAAACGGAGCACAGCCGAUCUUCGAGUGGCGAAAUGUCCAAUUCUCAGGUACGUGUUAAUCAUCCAGGAAGAAGGAGAAAGGACGUGUUGCGUCAUAAUGUCAUGUUUGGCCAAUUAGUGCCGGAGGUAGCGAGGGGAACAGAGGGAGGGAUAAAGUGACGUCCUAACAGGUCUUCCAGACAUACCCCGUGAGACUCGUUAGAAACAUUGAGAUCACCGUUUCAGACUAUCGAAUGGGUGGAUGGUAUUCAGUCGUCGACCCCAUCACCAAGGUCGACGCCACCGACGGAUCCAACUCCCAGUCCGGACUCUGACGAGCACCUCGACCACAUAUCCAUAACCGAAAUCACGAAUACCCUCAUCAAAAGUAUGUUCACUUUCCAUUUUUCUACUUAUCCCCAUCUUCCAGCAGAACCCGGUGGAAAAGGACAAAAGACGGUUCACGUCUGCCCGCAUUGCAAUUUCACCACUUGUAUGUCGCAGCAUAUGAAAAGCCACUUGGUAGGUUCAAGGAUUCAACAAUUCAAGUUUUUCCUUGCCAAUGAAAGAGAGGGCGUGACGUGAGCUCGAUAAGCGUUCUCAAAGUACACUGUAUUGUGGGCUCUCCCUUGUGUGGGAAUUGGGUGCUCCUUCCUGAGAAAAAUAAAAAAACCGCCUGGGGUUAAGAGCUCAUGUAUCCGCACAGAUCUCCCGAUAUUCCCAGAAAGGCAAGUUGUCGGUCCAGUAAGUCAACACGCCGUAACCUCUCCUUCCAUCCGCUCCUUGCCGCUUUUCUCACUAACUACUGUUUACUUUCUAUUGACUGUCCAGUUAUCGGCGUCUCGCAAGCCCCCACACUCUAUUUUGUCGUCCCAACCCAUCACUUCCCGAACGGUCAUCGGGAAGGGGGUGCGAGUAGUUUGGGUGAGGAGCGCUGCUCAUAUUGGCUUUUCCUCUUAAGGAUGUUGCCUUUCAUGUGAGCCGGUGUCAUCCCAAUACGUGAAGAAUGGAUGACGGUGGCAGAGGGUUGGGCAGUAGAUACAGGCAAGGGAUGGAAAAGGAGGCGUUUUGGAAAAGAAACGGGAAGACCAGAUACGGGGGCAGUACAAAAAACGUGAUGACCUUAGAAAUCACAUGACACACAACAAGAUUCUUGAAUGUUUCAGGAAGCGCAUGAACGCCACCAAGGCCAAAUGUACCAGUGCGAUAUUUGUAAAAUGCAGUUCAGCCAGAAGGUGAGGGCAACUUUUCCGUUAUUACUGUCCAAAAACUAUGAAGCAAGGAAGUUAGUUUUGACUUUAGCGGACGAAGAUCGUAUCUGGUCUCACUGACUGGUUCUGUUCGUCAUGGUUCCAGAAAGCUUGGGAUUAUAUCGUUCACGGCUAGACAAUCUGAUAGAUGUCUAUAGCUAAUCUGUCUUUUCUCAUCCUUUAAUUUGACUUUCGCUUUUUGGUUCAACGGCGUUUCGUUUCCAGGCUAACAUGCAUCGUCAUCGGAUGAGACAUAGCGGUGUGAAGCCGUACGAAUGUCGGUUUUGCAAGAAGCGAUUUUUCAGGAAAGAUCAGGUAUUUUGUCUAGCCUCAUUUUGAUUUUUAUUGCCUUCGCCACCUCCGACUUCCUCCGCGGCAGCCAUUGCGUAAGCUGCCUGUCCCAACUCAAAAAUCGUGUUUUAUCUGCGCUUUGCGUAAUCAAAUUGAAAGUGAAACUGAUCCCCGCAAGAAAAGCGAAUCUGGCCGCCCGAAGGUCGUUUUCCAUUCGGAUUUCCCUUUCCGGGAAAAAGAGGAAGAAAAGGCAGUUGUUCGAGGGAUGCGCCUCGCAAACACUUUCUUCUCUACCGAUGCCGUUGUCUCUGUUUGCCCGAAACCGUUCUUGAAGGUCGACGAGCCUGAUCAAAACAGGGAAGACAACCAAUUUGACGGUGGUGUCAGGUUAUGUCGCGGAAUAUGGAAUCGUCGCCGCGCCUCUCUCCUUCCCCCAUUCCUCGUCUUUCAACCAUCAUCGGUGAAGAUGAAGGAGAAGAAGAAGACCUUGACGAUGGCACGCGCAUUUUUCGGAAGAUCCUCUCCAUCCCAUCUCUUAGCAUCUUCUUCGACGUCCACGUCUCCAUAUGAUUUUUUCAUUGCUUCCUUCCUACCGUCUUCUCCCUCCCAGCGACAAUCAGUAAUGAAAAAGAAGAGAAACCAACCGUCGGGUGUUUGGACUGUGUCUCUCUUUCUUAUGAUUGGUUCCCGAAAAGUUGAAAGCCAUCACCCCCUCACUGCCGAAAUGGUUUUUAUAUGAAGAACAGAGAAAAAGAGACUGUGGGAGGAAGAGAAGGAAGGCCGGAGAAAAUUGUAAUGUGAUUGAAAGGGAAAACCGAUUUUUUAGUUGAUCGGAAUGUUGUGUAGAGGAAGAGGGACUUGGCGGUGUACAGUAAAACACAGAAUGUGAUUUCCAGAUGCAAGAGCAUUCGAUGACUCAUAUCAAAACGGGUUUUGGCUUCGACUGUCCGGUGUCUCUGUGCACGAUGCAGUUCAGUCAGCACAAUGCUCUCCGAGCUCAUUUGGAGGAGACGCACACCAUCUCAUCAGCGAAUCCUGCGUCAUGCAAGCGAUGUAAUUUGAUGUUUGCCAACUCGCGUCGGCUUCUGCUUCACUACCAGACGAGGCAUGACGAAUCAGGAGAGGUAAGACUUUAGUUACGGCAUAUGGGCACAAACCACCCGUUAGUCAACGGAUAACACGCAUUAUGUGUGACGCUUCUCGGAAACGCGUCGGUUGCCCCGGGAGACGCACUCGUGUCUAACCUAUUAUCAUCACACGACAUCCUUGAAACGACCUUUGAUUUCAGUCGUCACCAAAGAAGGACUCGACUCCAAAGAGAAAGAAAUUAACGAACGGGAGCGCGCUGCCAGUGGAUCCUGCCAAUUUGAGUAUUUCCGAGCAAUUGCAAAGGAUGGUAAAAUCCGAGUUCAGCCCGCCCAACACUGACACUUCGGAUAACUCGACAACUUCCGAAUUCGAGAAAAUUGUAAGAAAAUUUUAUUUUAUUUAACUGCUUUCAAGUGCAAACACUAUAAGCUAGUACAAGUCAUGAUUGUUUACGCUUUCAGCCGCCAAGUUUCCCAAUGACAAGUCAAGAUAUUUUAAUGAUGUGUCUAUCGAAUGUGAACCAGUUCGGUGGAUUCGGAGAAAACAACAUCCCUAGAACUUUGCUCAACAUGGCCAACAUUCCGCUUCCGGUAUAAACUUUUUUCAGAGUAUAAUUUCCAGAACCACUUGUUUUCAGGCGCUUCAUUCUCUGCCAUCCGCCGCCUCUGCUGCGGUGAAACAAGAACAGGUGCAACUGUGGUCUGAGCAGACGUCGAGCUCUGUCAGCGUCAGUGCUCCGAGCCCCAGCGAGCAAUCGCACUCGCCACCUGCCAAUGACUCAUUAUUGUCAAUGGCCGAAAAGGAGAAGUCGCCAACUCCAGAGAAGGACGAAGAGGACGGCGUUGUAAGUACAAAACGACAGAUGAGAAGUGCUUGGUCACCGCGGGGGCAGUAGAAUUGCGUCAUUCUGUUAUUGUGAUCCGUAACAGAACUAUCGCCAACUCCAGGGAUCUAUCAGGAGUUCGGAAAUGAGAAAAUUCGUAUAUCUUUCCUGUUAUUGUCCAAUUCAGCCGAGACGUUCUCCUUCCCCCCGGUUUCUCUGGUUGAUCACAAAACAAGUAGGAAAGAGGCGGAAAAGGAAAAAGAUACUGAUAGGUGACUAUCCGUUUUGUUGCAAUUUUGGGAACGUUUCCUAGAAAAAAGUAAAAGAAGAUAAAGAACAUUACACUGCAUAUAGUUUGGUAGUAUCAGGCACAUGUCACAAGGUUUUUGGUGGUGAAGGACUGAUCGAGAACAUGAUUGGUCACUAAUUGAAUUGAUUUCCAGGAAUGUUGCCACUGCGGACUGAUGUUCUUCGACAACACCAUGUACCUGCUGCACAAGAGCUUACACUCCGAGGGAGAUCCAUUCAAAUGUGCAUUGUGCGGAACUCAAUGCGGGGAAAAGUACAUGUUCACCACGCAUGUCAUCUUCGCCGAUCAUAACACCCAAGCAACGACUUCCGCUUGA